Molecule: messenger RNA, 519 nt
Organism: Aureobasidium vineae
Lineage: Eukaryota; Fungi; Ascomycota; Dothideomycetes; Dothideales; Saccotheciaceae
Source: the annotation of a GenBank genome assembly
AUGACCGCUAUAAGUUUUGCUUCUUCUACUGAGCCUAGGCAUCAUCCGGAUUGUUGUAUGGCCAUCUCGCAGCCCCUGCUCCACAAUCUGGCCAACCUCCUACCUCAUGGCCCAGCCAUCUCUGUGCUUAGCAUCGGCAGUGGUACCGGCCUUCUUGAAAGCCUGCUUUCGCAACUGCUCGAGGACUCAUACGACGUUUGCGGUGUGGAAGUCUCUCCAAAUGUCAACAAGUAUCUACCCGAGCAGAACAUGUUCUUCGUGGGUGGUACAUGGGACCUCUGUUCGCAAGCAGGUAAAUCUCAUGCCUGGAUCUUUACAUAUCCUCGCGAAUCUAAAUUGAUCGUGCAAUACCUCGAAUUACACGAUCAUGCCAAUCUCUCUAAGAUCAUCUGGCUUGGGCCUAAGAUGGAUUGGCAGGAUUAUGAAGGUGUGUUUGCUUGCUCAAGAUUCAGUCAUCUCACAAUCUUGGAAGACUGUGGAGCAGCAGCCUACGAGAUGGUCGUUGUGGCAGAGCCUUGA